This is a messenger RNA of Pectinophora gossypiella (pink bollworm), 16163 nucleotides long. RefSeq names its product E3 ubiquitin-protein ligase UBR4 (gene poe). Gene Ontology annotation, molecular function: protein binding; zinc ion binding. The transcript is spliced from 94 exons. The record is from RefSeq and is a predicted model, not a curated record. NCBI's taxonomy places the organism in Eukaryota, Metazoa, Arthropoda, Insecta, Lepidoptera, Gelechiidae. Bases 12 to 15857 code for a protein of 5281 amino acids.
UAUUCCCGAAAAUGGCCGCUUCGGGAGGAAAUAUAGAAUGGUCGACUACGAUAAAACCAAUACUAACUGCGCUUUACGGCCCGUUUUUCGACAAAAACGACGCCGUAGAAAUUAUACAAGCCAUCAUCAAAAGUGAAACGGAGUUCCAGAACCAUGAAGAUAUCUAUGAUUUGUUCUACACCUGCUUCGCGUGCCUGUCUGCACACUUCAUCAGCAUCAAUGCUAGCAGCUUACCAGCAGAUCAGCUAAGCACAGCGCGCGAUGCCUUCAGGAUCAUACUUCGACAAAUUCUAAAGAAGCUGUCAGAAGCCGGAGUCAGCUGUGACGAUGUGACCACUACCGUUGCACCCAAUGUCUCCGUCAAGCAGCUUCUGCUGCCAGUCGUAGGACUUUGUGGGAUCGACGGCGGCGGCUACCCCCAAUCAGACCUGGUGAUACUGACAUCCCUGCUCAAGAAUGCUAAACUACCUGCUCAUGUUACUGUACCCGAGCCGCAAACACCGAAAUCGGUGAUCCCGAGCCCUAUCACAUCACUGGCAUCGCAAACCACGCCUCCGGAGAAGCAACCUCCUUCCACCGCCCAGAGGCGCUCUGAUGCUCUCCUGGAGCAGCUGACGGCGCCUCUGCGCAACCCCGUGACGUCAGUGCCCUCGGCGCAGGGCCCGCCCGCCGCCGUCGUCUCGCCCGGCAGUAAAGACAGCCUCGAGAGUGCUAAAGAGACCAGCUCUACACAACAGGCUGCUGUUGAUAUGAAGAAGUGGGUGGCAUCAACGUGCGCGUCCCUGCUGAUGGAGCUGCGAGCGGGGUCCGUGGUCCUCAAGGUGUGCUCGUCGCUGCCCUGCCUGCAACGGUACCUCAACCGCUGGCAGGCCGCCAAGGACUCCUGCGUCGCGCCGCAGUUCAACUCUGACGCCUCGCUGCUCCAUUUCCUGGUGAACGAGGUGCAUGUGUGCCGGCUGGCGUUGUCCCUGCCGUGCUUGGAGCCGUUCACACCGGAGCGUAUUGGCACGCUCAGUGACGUCAGCACCGCUUGGCUGCUCUGUGCUACUGCUCAGGCAUCCCUCCACCCGAAGGAUGAAGAGAGCGAGCAGCAGACAGCCACCCUGGUAGAGAGUGCGCUCAGCCUGUACAACACCGUCGGGGAGACCUUCAAACAGUCUACUCGGGCUGGGGGAUAUGUAUAUCAAAACCACCUGAUGAUCGGAGCGUGGGUGCUCCUGUGCGGCCUGCACCACGCGCUGGGCGGAGCGCCCUGCCCCUCCGCUGCCACCGGCAAGAGCCCCGCUAAGGCGCCCUCCCGCCCCUACAACCUCACCAAGAUGCAACAGGGCGUGGGCGUGGUGUGGGUGGCGCUGGGCGGGCGCUGCCUGGCUUGGAUGGGCGCGCUGCUGGGCGAUGCGCGGCUGGAGGCGCUGUCGUGCGGGGACGCGCAGCCCGCCGCGCCCGCGCCGCUGCUCGUGCGCCAGCAGCACACGGCGCACCAGCGCGAGCUGCGCCUCGCCGCCGCCGCGCCGCUGCACCAGCUGCUCGUGGCGCUAGGCGUGGUGUGCUACCGCAAGGCGACCAACCUGAAGCGCGCGGUUGUUCAGAAACAGCAUCAAGACGCGGACCCCGACCGCUCCGACUCCACCGUCUACUUCCAGGACAUGAUACUCUGCUCCGAGGAUUCAGAGACUGAUGAUGACAGCGAGCCGCUAUUCGGGCUGUGGUUCGAGUCGACGCUCGUGGCGCCGGACGCGGCUGACUCGGGGCUCGUGCGCGCCAGCGCCGGCGCCGACGCGGCCGACGCCGCGGACGCUCCCUCGCGCCCGCACCAGGCCAUAGUGCCCGACAAGGCGGAGCCUUAUUCUUACAUAACGUUGGCGACUGAAGUGUUCACCCUGCUGACACAAGAGAUCAUCAGCGAGGGCUCGGAGCGGCUAGGGGCGCCCGCGUUACAGUUGCACGACGCUCACAUCGCUCUGCUGGCCGCGCUCGCCAAGGACCUCGACCGGGAGACCGCGCGCACUGACACCGGUACAAUAUCCUCCUGCUUCGGCGUCCGUCUGGGCGCGCUGUACGCGGCGUUCAGCGCGGCGCUGGUGCGCUACCUGCACAACCUGUCGGGCGGCGCCGCCUUCUCCUCCCUGCAGCCCGCGCUGCACCACCACCUGCUAGCCUCCGCAGCCGCCGCUGCCGACCGGACCAACAUCACCCCGCUACAGGUGGGUCCCCGCGUGGUGAAGCUGCUAGGUAGCAUGGUGCUGAGCAAGCCGGCGGCCGAGCGCGAGAAUAGCAUCCUGGCCAUGUGGCACAAGAUCGUCAACACACUGCAGGAGUGCGCGCUGCAGCCGCAAGCCUCGUGCGAUCACGAUUACGAAGACUUGAACGUGGAACACGCUCAGCUACUCGUCUACUUAUUCCACUCGCUGACGCUGAUGCAGAAAAAGUCUGUGCUAUUGAUGACGUCGAACGCCAUCAUUAAGGUGGUGGAGACGCUGGGCAUCAACGACCGCAAGCGUGCCAUGACCCUCGCGCCGCAUCAGCUCAUGCUGACGACCAGGCUGAUGCUGUUGCUGGAGUAUCUCAUGCGACACUUGUAUGAUGCGCCGCAGACUCUGUUGCAACAGAUCGAAUGGAACCUGGUAAUUGCGCCGGGUCUAGCGCAGCCAUCAGCGGAGACCGGCGCAGCAGGGUCAAAGACAACCACGGAGAGCGGGCUGCUCAAAGCUCGCAUCUACUGCGAGGUGCCCUUGAUCGAGACAUCCUACCGACGACUUACGCAGGACGAGUCUUCUAUGAGGCCCCGGUUCUACGCUCUUACCAAUGCUGAGAUUAAUAAUCAGGAGAAUCCCAAGUUCGACGGGCUAGCAUGCAACUUCGUGCUCGGCACGCCGCACAAGCUGAAGUACCCGCUACUUCUGGACGCGUUGUUGGCGCUGCUCAACUCUGCGUGCGUGUGCGACAACCCGCAGUACCACGCGUCGCCUGCUGCGCUCUCCGCUGCGCACUACUGCUUUCAGACUGCUUGGAGGCUAGUGAUAAGCAUGCCGCCAGCGACGCCUCACAUGGACAAGCUGCAAGCGGGCAUAUCGGCCGAGCUGCCGUCGCCGCUGCCGCUGCACGCGAUCAUUUGGGCGCCGCGCGCUGACAACAAGAAGGUGUUCAACCCCUGGCUCAAGGACGCCCUCGUUAAGCAGGGCAUGUAUACCCAGUACGCUGAGAACCUUCUAGCGGGUGUAAGCACGUCGUGCGACAACAUCAAGUACACAGCAUGGCUCGCAUCCGAGACUAUCAAACAUUUGAAACAGAAUAUUACUCCGAGUGGUCUUCCAUCCCUUCUGGAUGUGAUCUCAUGUGACGCGGCCCUGGUUCGUCUGAAAGUGUGUCUCGCGGACUCUGCGCAGGCGAGCGAGGCGCACCAGUUCAUGCCCGACUUGUUGGACUUGCUAGAGACUGUCCUCGAUUGUUGCCGGCUAAGCGCGGGGCUGGAGCUAGCGCCGCUGAUGGAGUGCUCGAGCAACCAGGCGGAGGCGGCGGUGGGCGCGGCGCGGCUGCAGGUGUGCGGCGGCGCGGCCGUGGGCGCGGGCGGCGGCGGCGCGGCGGGCGGCGGCGCGGGGCCCGCGCUGGGCGCCUGGCUGCGCGCGCACCUGCCGCCGCCCGCCGCCGCCGCGCUCGAGCGCCUGGCCGCGCCGCCGCCCCUCGCCUGCAUCAACUUGGCCUUCUACGCGUCGCACAUCAUCCCGUCAGAGAGCGCGGUGCUCAACCUAGUGUCCUCGCACUGCGAGCUGAUCAGCACGACCCACGGCAAGUACUCGCCCGGCCCGUCGCUCAUGAUGCUGGCAUACUCAGCUGCCAAGCUGCUGGAAGUCGGGGCGCCCAAGCUGGCUGACAACCCUGAGCUUAUGAAGAAAGCGCUUGACCUCAUUGUGCCGGCUUUGACGGACGGUCGUCUAGAGUUCAUGUCGGAGCCGCUAUCAGCAACCCUCAACACGCUAGUGCCGCAGGCUCAGAAGGCGGAACAACUUAUCCACGAGCAUAUCCUCAAGACCACUUACAUGGUGCUCGUCGACAGCCUCCAGCCCUCCACCGAGAAGACGCUACGACACAUGGUGAAAUAUUGGGAAAAGAUCUUAGACCGUCCAGCGGGGCGACUGGCGUACGAAUCCGUGUUCGCUGAAGGCACGGGCUACUCGCUCGGCAGGAUACUGCUCGCUGCGCCCAACGCAAGAAGUCCGUACGCUGAGAGGGUCAUCAAGCUAUUCAUCAAGAUAUUCUCUGGGUGCGAGAGCUCGGAGCUGAGCAGUGCGCUGUGUAUCUCAGUAUGCAAGUUCAUUGGCGUCGCCGAUCAGCAGCGUCUGGGAAGCUUGCUCGCGCACAUCUGUCUCGGCACGCCUUCAACAAACGGCGCGACAGGGACAGCGAACGCGACCCCGACAGAGACAGAACUACCGACACCUACUUCGUCGGCACCGGACGCGGGUAACCCGGCAUCGCUGGCACUGCGCAACGCGCUGCGCAGCGUGUUCCGUACCGAGAGCGACUCCGCGCCGCGCACCGAGAACGCGCAGCCGCGCACCGAGGAACUACCCGUGUUUGAUGCGCCAUCGCCAGCGCCUAGAGCACAAUCGGACACUGCGCAACAAUCUGGAAAUUCUGCAGAGUGCAGCUGGUCCGACGGUAGCAAGGACAGCGCGGCCGCCCCCGCCGCCACCACCGAGCCUGCGCCCGCGCCGCUAACCGAGUCCAACGAUAACGCCGCUCUACUCUCCGCCAUCUGCAAACAUGCGCAGCUGCAUUGCAGUGAGGAAGUAAGCGAACGCAUGCUGACUACCCUGAUCAGCGUGUGCGGCGAGAGCGUCGUGUCUCCUCUGUUACUGCGGGAGAUGUGUCGCCUGGCCGACGCGCACACCGGCAACGACCAUAGACAGCUGUUCCCUGCCGCUGUCAACUGGCUCUCUGCCUGCGUGGCGAACUUAAGCGCUCCCGAGGUGCUGGAGAAGCUGGAGGAAGGGCAGGUGGAUGGCAACCUGGCGCCGCAGAUCGAGUCCGCGUGUGUGUUGCUCUCAUACCUGGCCGACGCGCUGCAUUCCAUCAACACGUCGCAGCCGCACACAUGGCGCUCCGUAAGCCCUACAUGGGAGUCUCCCUCAGACCUUGGAUUCGACUUUGACUACACAGACGAACAACAGGAUGAUGAUGACACCAGCGCUGAUGAUUCGGACGAAGACGCGAUGCUGCAGAAACUAUGCACGUUCACGGUGACGCAGCGCGAGUUCAUGAACCAGCACUGGUACCACUGCCACACGUGCAAGAUGGUGGACGGCGUGGGAGUGUGUACCGUGUGCGCGCGCGUCUGCCACCGCGGCCACGACGUGUCCUACGCCAAGUUUGGCAACUUCUUCUGCGACUGCGGCGCUAAGCCCGACUCCAGUUGCCAAGCGCUAGUGAAGAGAUCCGUGACGCUAGGCGGCGUGCGCGGCGCGGCCGGGACCAACGAGGAAGCGCCGCCCGCGCCCUCGCUACGUCGCCGCCCCUCCAGCCCUACUCCACCGGCGCUGUUAGCUCCACCUAGACGACCAUUACUAGCGUCUAAUAUCCAAGGGUGCCGACCAUUCCUCCUCGCAUACCCAGGCUGGGGCGUGUGCAUGGAGCGCAUCCGCGCCCUGCUGGCAGCGCUGGCCACGGGCGUGCGCGCGGCGUGCUCGCGCGGGGCCGCGGUCGGCGCGCACACCCGCGCCCAGCGCGCGCUGGCGCAGCUGCACCUCGGAGAGAAGAGAUUCACUCACACGGAUACGCUCAUGCUGCCUACACUUGGUUCCCAAGAAGGCGCGUUCGAGAACGUGCGCAUGUCGUACACGGGCGAGAACGGGCAAACCAUCCGGCAGCUGAUGUCAGCACACAAAUUGCGUCGCGUCGCCAUGUGCUGUCUCGCGUCGCCACACGGUCGCCGGCAACAUCUCGCUGUCUCACAUGAAAAAGGAAAAAUAACAGUGCUACAGUUAUCAGCGCUGCUAAAGCAAGCGGACUCAUCGAAACACAAGCUAACGCUGACGCGGUUAUCAUCGGCACCGAUACCGUUCACCGUAUUGAGCCUUAGCGGCAACCAGUGGAAUGAAGACCUGCUGGCUGUGUGCGGACUGAAGGAAUGCCAUGUGCUUACCUUCAAUAGUGGAGGCGCCGUAGCCGACCACUUGGUGCUGACCACGGGCCUAGACGCCAACAACUACAUCAUCAAGGCCAUCUGGCUGCCGGGCUCGCAGACGCAGCUAGCACUUGUCACCUCGGAUUUCGUCAAGAUAUUUGACCUCAGCAAGGACCUCAACAACCCCAUGCAUCACUUCCUUGUGCCUAGUGGAAAGGUCCGCGACGUGACGUUCGUGAACCAGGACGGCGUGAUGCACAUGCUGUGCAUGAGCUCUGCUGGCCACAUGUACUGGCAGCCUAUGAGCGAGGAGUCGCGCGCCUCUCUCGGCACCUUCUACGUCACCAAUACGCUCGAGGUGCUGCACCCGGAGAUACAGGAUGUCGCUGGUCUAGUAGGCGGUGGAGGUGUUUCCAUCUACUACUCUCAUACAUUGAAGAUGCUAUUCUUCUCUUACGCGCAAGGCAAGAGCUUCUUGGCGCCGCUCAACACUGUUGAAGAAAGUGUUAAAGGCACAGCUAUGAUAACGCUCUCCUCCACGUCGUCAUCUAAGGAGGGCGGGCGCGGCGGCGGCAAGGGCGGCGGCGUGCAGUCGCUGUGCCAGUGGGCCGAGGUGGCGGCGCACCCCGGCCUGGUGACGGCCGUCAUGCAGGCCAACAACAACCCUGUUGUGCUCAUGCUCACACCUAACAACAUUUUCGUGCAGGAGAUCAAGGUUGUCCCGGCCAAGGCGAAGAUAACGGACAUGGUAGCGGUGCGUCAUUGGUGCGGCGGCGGCGGCGAGCAGAAGAGCACGUUGAUCCUUCUUUGCGAAGACGGUAGCCUGCGCAUGUACGCCGCCAGCGCCGAGCACACCGGCUACUGGCUGUCGCCCGCCAUACAGCCCACGCACGCGCCGCGCCGCCGCCCGCGCCUGCUCACGCACGCCAAGGGCAAGGCUCAACAGGCGGCAACGAAAUCAAACGCGAACGGCGCGCCGCAGUUCCCGAUCGACUUCUUCGAGCAUUGCGUGUUGAUGACCGACACCGAGUUCGGAGGGAACGAUCUGCUGCAGGUGUACAACGUUGCGCAAAUUAAGCAUCGACUCAACACUACUGGACUAUACGUGGUGUCGACUAAGAUGAGCGGGUUCUCGAUGGAAGUGGUCAACUCGGAUCCCAACAUGGUCAUAUGCGGCAUCAGAGUGCUGCUGGGAAGCCAAGACGUCGCGAGGACACCCUCUUACGUUGAGGUCCAUGGCAGAUCAAUUCAGACGAUAGUGGUCCGUAACCGCUGGUUCGACAUUCCCCUCACGCGCGAGGAGUCGCUGCAGUCUGACAAGAAGCUCGUCAUCAACUUCGGACCUUCCCAGGACCCCGAUGGUGUUACCAUGGUUGACUCUGUAAAGGUCUACGGCAAGAAUAAAGAACAGUUCGGUUGGCCGGAAGAGAACGAGGACCCCUCAGCUUGCCCGUCAUCAAGUAAAGUUGCUCAGGAGGCGGAAGGUAGCGGCGGCGCGUGGAAACCGAGUCCUCUGGAGCGCCUCGCGUGCUCCGCCCUGGAGGCGCUGGAGCUCGGAGCCGGCGCGCCCGCGGCUUGUGGCGCCGCUGCCGGCGCUGAAGGGGGCGCCGAGUCGGCAAGGAAGCUGCUCUGUGCGCCUGCUAGUGCGCAUCUACCAGCUAGUGCUCAUCUACAUGCAAGAGCGCAGUGCUUGUUGCGCGCUGUUUACCAUAAUCACUACCAUCAGUUCAAGGACCAAGCAAUUCUAAAGUACGUGUGCACCUCGCUGAAGGAGCUCCGCGACACGGCGGACGCGCGCAACAUCGAUCCUGAGGCGUACUUCCGACUAGUGUUGCUGGCACGGGGCGUGGCUGUCGCGCGUCCCCACCACCUCGUCAAGUUCACAGCGCCUACGCCAGCCAAGCCCACUAACGGUGACUGGUCGAUUUACUGGAAGGGUAACUACGGCGAGGAUCCCCAACAACAACAAUCAUCAGACGAAGUCGGUUCCCACUUAUGCGCGUUACUGACGGGCGUGCUAUGGCGCCUGGCAGGCGUGCGCGUUACCACGGGCGGCGCGCCUGGCAUACUGCAGUACGGGCUCAGACACGCGGAGCAUACGUUACAUGCCCUAGCCGACACUGUACAUGCCUUCCAGUUGCACUCUGACCCUGAUACUAUCGACUUCGGCAACCAAAUCUACCUGUCGUUGCUCCUGGCGGAGGAUCAGAGCAUCAGUUUUGGCGCCAAAGCUGCUCUGAUGAGAGUCUUGCGGCCGCGAGUCAAGAAGCGACGCGUCUACAUACCAUCACCGCCAAACACACCAGGCGCAGGAUCGUCAGUGACUACAGCUCAGCCGACGAGCUCGAUCACAGAAGCUGUGGUCUCAGAGUCGGACCUCAGCGCCAACAGGGACGAGCAGCAAGAGAACCAGUACAUGGACGUCGACGACCCACUUGAGCCUAUGGUGUUACUGGCGCCCGAUGGAGGUCUGGAAGCACUUUUGGACAUCCCGCCAGACGCGGACGACGAGACGAUGGUUGAGCUGGCUAUUGCGCUGUCUCUGCAGGAGCAGCCGCGCCGCGCGCCGCCCGCGCCCUCCGCACCGCCGCCCCCCGCGCCCGGCUUCAGCGACGCCACCGCCUCGCCGCCCGGGUCUGACGACGAGGGCAGCACGGCGGCCACAGACGGCAGUACGCUACGCACGUCACCGGCCGAGCCGCCCGGCUCCGCGGGCUCGGAGAGCGGCGGUUCCGGCGCGGACAGCAUUGGCGGCGUAUCCGGACGCAGCAGCGCCUAUGGUGAGAUGGUGUCCACGGGUACAAUGCCGGCCUCCAACGUCGUCGUAGCACCUGUUGCUGUGCCAUCGAGCGGCCCGUCAACAACCACACCGCAGCCUGUAGCGUCGACAUCUCGCGCCGUCGAAGCGGAGAACGAAGCCCGUAAACUGCAUGCCUUGAGACUUUCCCUGCUCUCUGCUGCGCUUGACGCGUUGCCUAACCUUCGCUCGCUGCCUGGAGUACGCGCUAUACCAUUCGUACAGGUAGUACUUAUGUUAGCAGGCGACCUAGAUUCGAGUGUAGAAGCAGACCGCACGGUGCUUGACCGACUUCUGGAAGUUCUAGUCGCAGAGUUAGACAUCGUUCGCACAGAGAACAACGCAGAGAAUACCGCGGAUAGAAGAGACCUGCAGCUGGCCAUAGCAAGACUGGAGUUGUUAGUGUCGGAGUUAGAUGCUGCGCCCGCGCUGGUGGCGCCGCCCGUACACGAGCGCACUAACCGCCGCGAGCUGCAGCUGGUCAUCAUGCGCCUGCUCAGCGUGCUGAUGGCCCGCUGGAAGACGACCGCGUCCGGCGGCCAGCCGCCGCGCGCCGAGGUGUCGGGCGCCGCGUGCGCCGCGCACGUGUCCCGCCUGGCGGCCGCCGCGCUGGUGCGGGCCGGCGCGCCGCAACACUGCUUCCGGGUGCUCUCAGCUCUGCUGCCGUAUUGGAAGGAGAAGUCCAACAAUGCCGGCACCACACCGCCUGGACAGCAACUACUGAAACCUCAGCCACCGCAGCCGCUGCCUGACAUGCAACCGUUCUUCGUUAAGGAGUAUGUCAAGAGUCACGCGCUAGACGUGUUCGACAACUACCCGCAGCUACUUAUGGAGAUGGCAUUACGCCUCCCCUGUCAGAUACACAAGCACUGCGACCCGGCGCACUUCGACGCGCGCUGGCGCACAUUGCUGUGCGAGUACAUGAUGAACCAGCAGACGCCGCUCAGGAAACAAGUUCGUAAAUUGCUCCUCCUGCUGUGCGGUACCCGCGAGCGUUACCGUCAACUACGUGAUGUGCACGCACUGGACACCCAUCUCAAUGCGGCGCGUGCGCUGUUGACUACCGACCCUGCUUAUGACAAGCUUGUGCAACUUAUGGAUCAUCUUAAGGCAUGCGCGGAGAUAGUGAGCGCGCGCACAGGCAACUGGCAGCACACGUGCGUGUCUGAGCGCCGCGAGGCGCUGGCGUGGCUGGUGCGGGUCGCGCGGCGGCUGCACCCGCACGUGGCGCCCACCGUGCUGCAGCUGCUGCAGUGCGCGCUCUGCGCGCCGCACACGCACAGGCAGGACAACAAGCAACCGCAGUCGGAGUGGCCGGAACGCGAGCGCAGCGCGGACAGCGACGCGUACGUGUCCGAUGGCUCCAAGUUCCAGGAGGCGAAGGUGCCGCAACUCGUGCAGCAGAUACUCAAACAGGUUCCACAAGAUGAGCUGAGAAUGUUCGUGAAAGCGUUCCUGUUGGAGACUAACUCGACCGCAGUAAGGUGGCAAGCCCACGCAUUGCUUCUGGCUAUUUACAAUAACUCGUCUCAGUCCGACCAAGCAUCUCUAGUGUCGCUGCUGUGGGGUAUCUGGCCGACUUUGCCGCAGUACGGACGCAAGGCGGCGCAGUUCGUCGACCUGCUCGGAUACUUCACACUCAAGACUCCUGAUAUUGACACUGAGAAGUACGUUGGCAGCGCAGUGGAACUCCUUCGCAACCAGAACCAACUUCUCUCGUCUCACGGCAACGCGGCGCUGUACGCGGCUCUAAGCGCGUAUGUGGAGCUAGACGGGUACUACCUGGAGUCCGAGCCUUGUCUCGUCUGCAACAACCCCGAGGUGCCUAUGGCGACCAUCAAGCUGCCUACUAUCAAGAUCGACUCGAAGUUCACGACAACAACUCAAAUAGUGAAGCUGGUGAGCAGCCACAUGAUCAGCCGCAUCAGCCUGCGAAUCGGUGACAUCAAGCGCAGCAAGAUGGUGCGCACCAUCAACUUCUACUACAACAACCGCACCGUCCAGGCCGUGCAGGAGCUCAAGAACAGACCUGGCAUGUGGCACAAAGCUAAGCGCGUGCAACUUCAAUCCGGCCAAUCGGAAGUUCGCGUUGACUUCCCGCUGCCGAUCGUGGCGUGCAACCUGAUGAUGGAGUACGCGGACUUCUACGAAAACCAGCAGGCCACGGGCGAGUCGCUGCAGUGUCCGCGCUGCUCGCAGUCCGUGCCCGCCAACCCCGGCGUCUGCGCCAACUGCGGCGAGAACGUGUUCCAGUGCCACAAGUGUCGCGCUAUAAACUACGACGAGAAAGACCCAUUCCUGUGCCACGCGUGCGGCUUCUGCAAGUACGCGAAGUUCGACUACACGCUAACAGCGCGUCCGUGCUGCGCAGUGGACACGAUAGAGAACGAUGAGGAGCGCAAGAAGAUGGUGCAGACUAUAGGCGCGCUGCUGGACAAGGCUGACAGGGUGUACCGACAACUCGUCGCCAACAAGCCUGUGCUUGAGUCCCUGCUGCACAAGAUAAGCGAGCACCGUCUGGAGGGGCGCGCGGGCGACGAGAACAGCAACGCGAGCAACACGUCGUUCAGUGGCGCGCAGAUCAAUCGCGUCAUACAGACGCUUGCGCACAAGUACUGCGUUGACAGCAAGGGACACUUCGAGGAUCUCUCCAAGAUCAUACAGAAGGUGCUCGCCUGCAGGAAAGAACUGGUUGCGUACGACAGAUCACAGAGCGAACAACUCAAAGGAGAUACGUUGCCCGUAUACGCGGGACUUGUGCAAAACUAUGAUAGUGAUCUUAGUAAAGAAUCAGGCGGUGGCUGCUACGGCUGCUCUCUAGCGUGCGCUGAGCACUGCCUGACGCUGCUGCGCGCGCUGGCCUCGCAACCCGAGCACCGCACGCGCCUCUGCCGGUUCGGCCUUGUACAAGAACUCGUGCAACACAACUUGCAUCGCGGCACACCACAGUGUCAGGAGGAGGUCCGCGCGCUGAUCUGCCUGGUGACGCGCGACAACCUGCCGGCCACCGAGCAGCUGUGCACGCUGCUCACACAGCGCAUCACGCUCUCGCUCAUGGGCCACGCCGCCUCGCAGGACCAUAACAACUCGGUUCGUCCUCUAGUGCUGCUACUUGGAUCUCUGGUCAAAGUACAAGACUCUGUAGAAUGCUGGGAGUCUAGGCUACGCUGCAUUGUUAAGCUUUGGGUUUGGUGUUGUCCUCAACUAACGGAAGUGGCCGGAAUACCACCGGCUGCGCAUGCGAUUCUAAAGGCGGAAGCUUUGGCAGGCAUACCGGGCAUUAAUACCUCGUCCCCGAACUCGCACCAAUUCGCGCUGCAGCAAGUGGCGCUGCCGUGCCUGCGUUACAUGCAGCAGCUGAUGGCGCCUGUACCGCCCGCGCCUGUGCCCUCCACCGACUCUGAACAAUCCAAGGACAACAAGGAAUCAACAACCCCAGUGACUCCACCACCACCAACACUGGUCCAAGCGCAGCAAGUGCAACUGAUCCACGCGGUGAGCGCAGUAUCGUCCCCCACGGGCAACGUGGUGGUGGACCUAGCAGCGUGGUUGGCCGGACGGGUGCCUCACGGUUCAUGGCGGCGUCUCGCCCCCAUGCGGCAACCGUUGCCGCCUGGAGCCGCAGAGAUCGCGCCCCGAGAUAGGCACCUCGCUUUCAAGUACUCUGCCAAAUGGCGAGAGAGGACCAUGUUGUCACACGGGAUGCGUCCGCUAGCACUGGAAGACGGCGGCUGGCUACGGCCCGUCAUGUUCGACCCCAGCUCGCGCAUCGCCCGCGACACCGCCUGCCAGAUGGUGCGCUCCCUCUGCGACUCCUACGAACGGACCAAGGCUGUACUCAUCUUGCUGACGAGCUUCCUGCCCGAAGUAGGAGCGGCGGGUGAAGCCAGCGAGCAGUUUUUGCAACUUUAUCAAAGCUUGGCUUCGGAAGCACCGUGGAAGCAAUUCCUGGCGCUGCGUGGCGUUCUGCAACAGAUUGCAGACUUGAUGACUAAAGAGAUCGAACAACUCCACCGUCUAGAGGAAACCACUCUCACCUCCGACCUGGCUCAAGUAUCUGUGGUGGCAGGCUACGCGCUGAAGCGGCUGACGGAGCUGCUGGCCAUGUUCCUGGAGGAGGGCGGUGCACGGCGCACGUACAAGGGGAGACUAGUGGGCGGCGUGCUGGGCGGGUACCUGUCGCUGCGGCGCCUUGUGGUGCAGCGUACACGUCUCACCGACGACACCCAGGAGAAGCUGCUAGAGCUACUGGAGGAGAUGACCACUGGCACAGAAGCGGAAACAGCUGAAUUCAUGGCUGUAUGCAUCGAGACGGUGCAGAAGUACCCGUUACAUGACUACCGCACGCCCGUGUUCAUCUUCGAGCGGCUCUGCUCAAUCAUCUACCCCGAGGAGAACGACGUCGGCGAGUUCUUCCUGACUCUCGAGAAGGAUCCGCAGCAGGAGGACUUUUUGCAGGGUCGUAUGUUAGGCAACCCGUACUCCUCGCUAGAACCGGGCAUGGGCCCUCUCAUGCGCGACGUGAAAAACAAGAUCUGCACGGACUGCGAGCUGGUGGCACUACUUGAGGACGACAACGGCAUGGAGCUGCUCGUCUGCAACAAGAUCAUGUCGCUCGACCUGCCGGUUAAGGAGGUGUACAAAAAGGUGUGGUGCACGAGCGGCGAGGGUGUGGACGCGAUGCGCGUGGUGUACCGCAUGCGCGGGCUGCUGGGCGACGCUACCGAGGAGUUCGUGGAGACGCUCACGCAGACCAACGCCGAGGCCGUGGACGAUGAGCAGACCUACCGUAUGGCUAAUGUGCUUGCAGAUUGCGGCGGGCUGGAGGUGAUGCUGCAGCGUCUGGCGGCGAUCCAGCGCGUGGGCGCGGCGCGCGCUCUGGUGUCGACGCUGCUGCGGCUGCUGGCGCUGUGCACCCGCGUGCGGCGCGGCGUGCGCGUGCUGACCCGCGCCGACACGCGCGCGCUGCCCGUGCUGCUGCACGCGCUGCACCUCGCCGCGCAGGAGGAGCGCGACCUGCCGCGCGCGCACCUCGUCUACCAGCUGCUCGAGAUUAUGGAGCGUAUCCUAUCAGUUGCGGCGAGCGAUAGCCUCGAAUCGUUCCUACAGUUCUCUCUAACAUUUGGAGGACCAGAGUACGUGCAGGCGUUGCUCAAUUGCACUGAAAUACCAGGCAUCCGAAACAACUCUGUCGCUCUGGGUCACCUGACGCGCGUAUUAGCCGCGCUGGUCUACGGCAACGACCUGAAGAUGGCCAUGCUCGUCGACCACUUCAAGCCCGUGCUGGACUUCGACCGCCUCGACUCCGAGCAGUGGACCGAGGAGGAGUUCCGGAUGGAGCUCUUCUGCGUCCUCUGUGCCAAUAUUGAGAGGAACUCAAUAGGAGGAACGCUGAAGGAUUACCUUAUAUCGCUCGGCGUUGUACGUGAUGCUUUGGACUAUAUUGUGAAACACGCGCCGUGUGUGAAGCCGACGCUGGUGUGUACGGACUCUGACGAGCUGAAGGAGUUCAUCAGUCGGCCCGCACUCAAGUACAUCCUGCGCUUCCUGACGGGACUCGCCACCGACCACGAACCCACGCAGAUGCUGGUGUGUGAAAAGGUGAUCCCUAUCGUGCACCGUCUGGAGCAGGUGUCGUCAGGGGAGCACGUGGGCUCGUUGGCUGAGAACCUUCUAGAAGCGUUGCGCUCGCAGCCGCAGUGCGCCGCCAAGGUGCAGCAAGUGCGAGACUUCACACGACAGGAGAAGAAACGUCUAGCGAUGGCAGUGCGUGAGCGUCAACUGGGCGCGCUGGGCAUGCGUAGUAACGAGCGCGGGCAGGUGACGGCGCAGUGCUCGCUGACGCAGCAGGUGGCCGACCUCGCCGAGGAGGCCGGUGCUGUCUGCUGCAUCUGCCGCGAGGGAUACAAGUACCAGCCCACCAAGGUUCUCGGGAUCUAUACAUUCACGAAGCGCUGCCCAGUAGAAGAGUACGAGGUGCGCGCGCGCAAGACGCUCGGCUACACCACCGUGUCGCACUAUAACAUCGUGCACGUGGAGUGUCACAUGGCCGCUGUCAGGCUGGCUCGUGCAAGGGAUGAGUGGGAGAGCGCGGCACUACAGAACGCGUCGACCAAAUGUAACGGUCUGCUGCCGCUGUGGGGCCCGCACGUGCCCGAGUCCGCCUUCGCCAGCUGUCUCGCCAGGCACACUACAUACCUGCAGGAAUGCACGGGCCAUCGCGACAUCGGCCACACGUGCACCAUCCACGACCUGAAGCUGCUGCUGCUGCGGUUCGCGCGCGGCCGCACCUUCCACGACGACACGGGCGGCGGCGGCCCGCUCUCCAACAUGCAGCUGGUGCCCGCGCUCGUGCACAUGGCGCUCUACGUCAUCAACACAACCCGCGUGGCGGCGCGUGAGGUGACGGCGCUGGAGGCCUCGCUGGCGUGGCCGCCGGCGCGCGUGCUGGAGUCGGCGCAUGAUGCCGAGAGUCCGCUCUACUUCCUUACGCUCAUGCUCAUGCUCUACCCCCAUGCUAAGUGGCGCGCCGUGCGGGUGGACAUGCUGAAGCGGCUGGUGCUGGUGGGGCACGUGCGCGCGGCCGCGCCCACGGGGCCCGCCAUGCGCGCGCUGCCCGCCGAGCUGCGUGCGCCGCGCUCCUGGCCCGACUACAAGCCCUACGCGCUCUUCGUCGCCAUCAUCGACCAGCUCUACACGGUCAUGUUCAAGAACGUGACUGCGACUACAGUGGAGCAGUGGCCGACGAAGUUAGCGGAGUACAUCCGUCACAACGACGAGGCGAACGCGAAGGCAGCAGAGAAGAUAGUAACCACUCUGACGGAGGAGCUGUUGCCGUGCGCGUCUCUGAGCGAAUUCUGCGACGCGGCGGGGCUGCUGGCGGACCUGCCCGACCCCGAUGGCGCAUUGAACGCGCUGCUGCAAGAGCAACCCUGAGACACGCCUGCCUGGCCACACUGCCGCCCACCCGGGGGCUGCGCGCCAUGCUAACCUCUACUUAUUCAUCUAGUAUUCUCGGCAGUCGUCCUGUAUGUUACGCACGUUUGCACUUUUAAAAACUAAACCGAUAUCUUAAAUAACCACAUUUAGAUUGUUUAGAAUGCCACCACUAAUAAAACUUGUAUUCCUAAAUUAAAUAAUCAAUAGUCCGUAAUCAAAUGUAUUCGUUUAAAUUACGUUCAUUAUUACAGCACUUGAAUUGUAGCUUGAUUUCUUUCAACUCAAUAAAUAUGUUUCUGCUUA